Messenger RNA from Paramuricea clavata, 5869 nucleotides. The record is from the annotation of a GenBank genome assembly. Lineage: Eukaryota; Metazoa; Cnidaria; Anthozoa; Malacalcyonacea; Plexauridae.
AACGGGAAUUUUGGUAAGCAAUGGUCAAUGGAAUCAUGUCUGCAUCACAUGGAAGAGUAGUGAUGCUGCUGUGCAAGUUUACAAAAACGGCGUACUAUUAGAGAGCAAGACUGCGUCUAUCCAAGGAAGGCCCAUUUUGCCAUUUGGUAUAUGGAUUAUUGGGCAGGACCAAGACAGCUUUGGUGGAGGGUUUCAAUCAACAAACGCAUUUCAUGGUUCCCUUACUGACGUCAAUGUGUGGGACAGAGACCUGGAUGCGAGCGAGAUUUCAUCCCUUGCAAACAAUGACUGUGGAUCGGGCACGAAGGGAAAUUACAGAGCGUACGAUGAUUUCGUUCCCUACGGAGGUGUUCGAAAGUACAAAUCGCAAUGUUGUAAGCAUUAGCUUUUUAUUUUUGCUUUGGCUGUUUAUAACAAGACUGAAUCUUGUGAACAUACGUGAUAAUUUCUGGCCUCUUUCAUGCAUGAAAGAGGCCAAAAAUAUCAAUUUAGUCCCUGAUUGUGUUGUUUCUCCUUUGCAUGGCUAAGUUAUCUCGCACAUUUUUAGUAAUUGCUGUGCGGAAUUUUCAAGGAAAUUCUUGUCUCGUUCCUAAGGACUAUCUUGAACCUUUUUCAAACGGCGGACUCAAAUCAUUACACAGGCUUCCUGAACAAUGCUGUUAUUGGCAAUCUAUCUGACCGUAUUUUAAUAGCUUCAAAUAUUCCGAACGUACUUUGUUCUUUUAGUCACAUGUAGUAAAAGUAUUAUUACAAAUCUAUUAUCUGGAGAAUUGUAUAUUUAAUAUAUUGCUAUUAGCCUAUUACAGUAUAAUGCUCCGUAUUAUUGUUAUAUACAUUUCCUCGUUGUAGAUACGCCCUGCGUCAAUUUGACUGUUGACAGUUUAUUUUAUCGCAGUCGACGCUGAUUGGUUCGCGUUUAGCAAAUGCGAAAAGGGGAUGAUUGAAUAGAACGCAUCGUUUCGUGCAGGCUCACCUUUCCCUCAGUGAGCUUGUUCGCAGGCUAGUUUUUGCCUUUUUAUGCCCUUUGCCAACACACUUUUUUCUAUGUAUUUUACUUCAUAAGAAACGAGCAAAAUAGUUGUGCUCUGCUUCGAAAAUCCAGCGGCAAAAUAUUAACUUUUAAUCAUUCAUAGUUUAAUUUAAUUAUUUACAAAACCUAACAGUUGAAAGGACAUGCCUAGCAAGAGGUGAUCCACACUACUCGACAUUUGAUGGAACACGUUAUGACUUUAUGGGUACAUGUGAAUACGUUCUGGCUAAAGACAGUUUAAAUAACGCAUUUGAAGUAAGACAAGUGAAUGAACCAUGUGGAAAUGGAGAACCUUCCUGCACAAAAUCUCUAACAGUGAUUUUCCCAAAUGUAACUAUCCAACUACUGCGGGGAAGUGUAAUGGUAAAUGACACAGAAAUUGUUUUGCCUGCAACGUAUGGAGGUAAGUUCUUUCAAACUUCAUACUAUAGAUAGCAGUAUAUGCUUCAGGAUUUGACGGUCAAGUUAGAAUUUCUAACUAAAUGCAUGCAUAGUACAAAUUUAGUGGAAUAUCGUUCUAUUUCUUAAAACAUUUAUUUUAGAAAGGAAGUUCGUCAUAUUUCCUUUUUAUAUUUAUAAUAAGUCAAUAUCAUUCUCCCUAGUAUUGGGGUAGCAAUAGUGGAGACCCUGUUGCAAACUGCUGCCUCAUACUUGAUCAGUAACUUAUUACAGACAAUUAUUUCCUAAUAAAUCGGAGAGUGCAUGGGUAAUAUUUAAUAGCAAUUUUCAAACUCGAUCCUUUAUUUUUUUGUAUAAAGGUGUGGCAAUAACUGAACCAAGCAACAGAGUAACGUUGAUUGAAAGUUAUUAUGGUGUAGAAGUUGAAUGGAAUAAUGUACGUAAUGUGAGAGUGACAGUACUUGGUCGCUAUCUGAACAGAACAUCAGGUUUAUGUGGAACAUUUAAUGGAAAUCCUGGAGAUGAUUUCUUAGCAGCAAAUGGAACAACUGUUGACAAUGCUGUAAUCUUUGGAAAUUCUUGGAAAACUGAUCCUGGUUGUGAUGAUGCAACAGAUGUACAACAUCCAUGUGUAACUCACUCUGACAGAAACGCGACUGCUAUAGCCAACUGUUCAGCUUUGUUAUCUUCUCCAUUCGAUAACUGUGCAAGCCUGAUUAAUCCAGUUUCAGAGGGUUAUAUUACCGAUUGUGAGUAUGAUGUAUGUGCUUGUGGUGGUGAUGCUACAGUUUGUCUAUGUCAAGCAAUAGAGGCUUAUGUCAGUGAUUGUAAUUCAACUGGAGUGGAUAUUGAUUGGCUGAGUGAUCCACGAUAUCAACAAUGUGGUAAGUGAUCAAUCUAGUUGAAUUUCAUCGCCAAGUUUAUUGCAAAUUUUGGAGGUAUGGAGACACAAAUUUUUUAAUCAUUAUGCCGAAAUUCUGAGUUUGACAUACGAAAUGCAUAUUUUGUAGGACGUGAAAUGUUGCACAUUAUUUCACGUCAUAUACUUGGUAAAUUCUUUAUCAUGAAUAUCAAAUUCUGUGUUAGAUGGUUCAAUGCAAUGAAAAUUGUGGGACCUUUUGCAUUAAUAAAAAUGAGUGGCUAUUUAAGACACCAAAGAAACUCAAUUUGUUCGGGUGACCUCCUGAUAUGCAUUGUGCAUAGAGUAGCCCAUUUUAUAAGAGGAAACUACUAAAGGAAUGUCUUCAUACUGGUAUAUGUGGCAAACACAUUUACUUAGCAAAGGAAACUUCAGAAAGAUUAUUGUGACUAUAUGACCUAGAAUGGAAUUGCUCAACAUUUAUUAACAGAAAUUUGAACUGUUUUAAUCUAAUUUAUCUAAUUUAGGUUCACCAUGUGCCAGUGAUCCAUGUUUCAAUGGUGGGACUUGUUCAAAUGAUGGACAGUCAUUCUGUUGCUCAUGUCCUGUUGGAUACAAUGGUGACCGCUGCGAAAUCAAAGGUAUAAACAUUAUUUUCAAGAACGUAUGGUACUGGACAUGUUGUUCAAAAACGCAUAUAUUUAACAAUUAGACACCGAUGGCGAGGUGAUCACAAGCCUAUAUUCAUCAGCGAAGUGAAUAUAGUCCUUAGAUCACCUAGUCUGGGGUGCCUAAUUGUUUUAGUAUAAAAUGCAGUAUUGAAACAUAACAAUAUAUACAAACGUUGUGUAUAAAAUUUACUUCACUUUUCCGAUUUUGAGUCAAACGAAUCCAGCUGUCGGAACUUUGUUGGCCGAUUCUGUUAUUUUCCGUUUUUAAAUUGCCAAAUAAAUUGUUUUCGGAAGUAAAAGGUGCUUUUGUUUUUCCGAAAUAGGCACCAUACCAUAUAUUGUUGCUUGUUUUGCUUUUAGAGGAAUAGUUUGUGCUUUAAUUUCUUCAUAUUUUUCCUCCAUGAUUUCGGCAGUCAUUUUGUUUUGAAAGCAAUAGUUACUAUCCCAAGCUGUCUGAGCAGUAACUAUUGCGUCAUCGAAGGGAGCCAUUCAGAACGUUUGAAAUCCAUAUUAGACGGCCGGCCAAGUCAUCAAUUUGUACAACUUGAUGGCAACUUUAUGUUAGAAGCUGGUAACAGGCAUUUUCUUAUAGUUUAAGCCUUGGUGAACAAGACUGUGUGUGUUACCACUUCUGAUUUUUGCUUUAUAGCCAAAAAUUUGAGAAUUUUUAAAUUUUGCCUAUUAAAUUACUAUGAUCGGAAAAAAUGUAAAAUUUCAUGUUCUCUUAUACGAAAAAUAAACUAUACCACUAGAAAGAGCGUAAAAAACUGUAUAUAAGACAAUUAAGUGAGUUCUACGUUUUUCCAAUCCUAUUUCGAGUUUUUAAUGUUAAAAAAUGCAGAAAUGACCAAAUUAAUGCUAAUUAGUACCCAUUUUGCCAACUUUAACCAUCUUUAAUUCAAAAUCGGCUUGAAAAUCGCACUAGUCGCUUAAGUUAUCUUAUAUAUAGUUUUUUACGCUCUUUCUAGUGGUAUAGUUUAUUUUUCGUAUAAGAGAACAUGAAAUUUUACAUUUUUUGCCAUCAUAGUAAUUUAAUAGGCAAAAUUUAAAAAUUCUCAAUUUUUUGCCUAUAAAGCAAAAAUCAGAAGUGGUAACACACACAGUCUUAUUCACCAAGGCUUGAACUAUAAGAAAAUGCCUGUUACCAGCUUCUAACAUAAAGUUGCCAUCAAACUCUCUUUAGAGGCACUUUUUGCCACCUUAGCCGGCCGACUAUAUUCAAUACUGAAUUUAUUAUAAUACUGUUUAUUAUAAAUGUAGGAGAUCAAAUGAGCUUUCGCGCGUUGUGAUUGGCUGGUUGACUGGUAAUUCUGACGCAAUAGUUUCAAGCAGACUAAUAAAUAAAGCUUUUAAUGCUAAUAAAUAAUACUAUUUCCUUUGAUUUGUCAUGUUUUCAUUGUACUGCAUGGUGUCCUGACGCUAUAUUGUGUUUUGGAAAUUGCAAAAUGCAAAUAUUAUUAAAACUUUAUUUCCAGACAUUCGAGCAAUAUUUAAUAUACAUCUCAGUCAAUUUUAGCAUUUUCCCAGCCAUUUCCUUAACAAAUUAAUGCUCAACAGAAACCAUUUGUCCAUCAUUGUGUUUUUAUUCUAAGCAGAUAUCGAGAAAAACAACUUUGUAAUAAAGCAAUAAAGUGACAUGGGAAGCCAUUUUGAAAGUGUGUGCGUACAACAAGCACUGCAACACUGAAACAGUAGGCGUGAACCAUAUACAUAGCAGGUUAUCUUGAUACGGGGAAAAGUACUGGCACUAGUUGUCAAAUAGAAAUCCAUUUUAUGAUUAAAACAACUGAAUAUCUCAUGCUGAUUUUGUUGUUGCCGUUACUAUUAUUGAUAUUGGUACUUGUACUGUGCGUUUAAGUUUAGUUACAUGCUUCUUUUCUGGUUGAUUUUUUUUUAUGCUCCUUUGUUUGUGCAAACCUGAACAUUGUAAUGUUGCAAACGCUUUGACUGAUUAAUUUGUGAUUGGCGGUUCUCACUACUAACUUUCGUUCAUACUAACUUUCAUAGGUACCCCUUGUGCCAGUUCUCCAUGUUUCAAUGGUGGGUCUUGGAGAAAUAUUAAUGAGUCUGCAUUUGAGUGCACUUGCCCAUUCGGCUUCGUAGGUGACAGAUGUGAACUUGAAGGUGAAAAAUCGUUAUUCUAUUAUUAUUAUUAUUAUUAUUAUUAUUAUUAUUACAUGUUUUUCACAGCUUUGUUCUUAUGCUGGCUAUGUUUUUCCUUGGAAGCCGGCUACAACCAGUAGCCUCAGGUCCCUUAGAUUUUAGCUUUCCAAGCUUCUUCUCAGUAUUCUUGCCGUCCCUAACAAUGCUGUUUUUUGUAGAAGUUCUAUUCUUAUAUGUAUUCGCAAUUAUUAUUAUUAAAAUUAUUAUUAAUAUUAUUAAUAAUAUUAUUAUAAUAUUAUUAUUAUUAAUAAUAUUAUUAUUAUUAUUAAUAUUAUUAUUAAUAUUAUUAUUAUUUAUUAUUAUUAUUAUUAUUAUUUUUCAAUUAUUAUAUUUUUCAAUUAUUAUUAUUAUUAUUAUUAUUAUUAUUAUUGAUUAUUAUUAUUAUUGAUUAUUAUUAUUAUUAUUAUUUCUUAAAAUUGUUCAUCACAAAAAGAUUUUCAUUAUGAUUCGUUCAAGCAUUAUUGCAUUCACGCUGAACAAGACCGCCCUAAUAUUACAUCGAGAGAAGUGCCUGUUAUGCAGUCACCAAAUGUUCCUGUACCAAGCCGCACUGUUGUUAAGUGUUGUUGUGGCAAGAUAUGCAAAAGUGCGCGUGGCCUUAAAAUGCAUCAGCGUAGUUGUCAAGUGAUACAUGGCCUUAACGACGAGCUAUCUGCUGAUCUUGAGGUGCAAAUAACGACGGAUAACACUGUAGAUACCUCUGAAAAUGACAAUUCUAUUAACGACAUUGAUGACGUUUUCCCAUAA